Messenger RNA from Pseudomassariella vexata, 837 nucleotides. RefSeq lists its product as uncharacterized. The coding region runs from base 1 to 837 and encodes 278 amino acids. Lineage: Eukaryota; Fungi; Ascomycota; Sordariomycetes; Amphisphaeriales; Pseudomassariaceae. The record is from RefSeq and is a predicted model, not a curated record. The transcript has 2 exons.
AUGGUUGGCACAACGGGAAAUCAAGGCAGCUCAGUUGUCAAUACCUCGUUGAAGCUGUCGUACUGGCAUGUUCGAGCCUCGACCCGCGAUCCGUUCUCGGAGACGUCCAAAUCACUAACCGCGCAAGGCAAAGAGGUCAUCUACGCGGACCUAGCUGAAAUCGCCUCUCUGGUGAACGUCUUUGAGGGUGCCAACACCAUCAUUCUUGACCCUAACUGCAAAAAUACCGUCGACUCGGCGGCUGCGGAUCCCAGGGGAAGUAUACACGCUCCAUGCACUCAAACGCCAAGGCUGCCAAUCGUUAACCACAUCGAGGACGAACAGUCUGCCCUCGUCAAGAAGAGGCCCCUGAUUAUCCCCGACACCUAUCUAGAAAACAUCUUUUGCACCCCGCGCUUCGACCUGAAAAGCGACAAAGACAUCCUUGCCACACCCAUUAAGGUUGACUUCAGAAUGCCCUUUCGCAACCCGAGGAAGCCAAGGCUUUCUUUGUUCGUGCUUUGGUCACGGAGGGAGCCCCGUGGCAUGAAGUUGCUUGCUUACAACAGCCAUAGCUACCUCAGCUUUGCUGAGGCCGUGGAAAGGUGGUCCAAGGCCUGUGGGAAGGACACAGUCUAUGUACCCACUAUCAUCGAGGAACUUCAUGAGAAGAUAGGCCUGCCGUGGGAGUUCCUGGACGGGUUGGCCUAUGCUGGCUAUGAUGGUGUUAUCGAGCUACAUCGGCUGAAGACCAAGGUCCAUACCAUGUCAUUUGACGACUGGCUGAAGGAGAGAUUGGGACAAACACCUGUCACCACGAUGGAACUUGCAUUUCCUGGUCGCUCAGGUCACGAUUAA